Aspergillus pseudotamarii is the source of this 313-nucleotide messenger RNA. RefSeq lists its product as uncharacterized. The record is from RefSeq and is a predicted model, not a curated record. NCBI's taxonomy places the organism in Eukaryota, Fungi, Ascomycota, Eurotiomycetes, Eurotiales, Aspergillaceae. The transcript is spliced from 2 exons. The coding region runs from base 5 to 199 and encodes 64 amino acids.
GCUUAUGCUCGCGGCUGAGAGGGGACAUGUCGAGGCAGUUGAGGUUUUGCUUUCUACAGGUCGAGUGCAAACUGAUUUCGACUUGGCAAAGAUGAAUCGGCCGUCUAUCUUUGCACCAUCGAAGUUGAAUGAGGAUGCUAUGAGGGUGAUCGAUGAUUAUAAGAGCCGACAUCGAGGUGGCUCCUCGCUGGAUUCUUAAUAUCUGAAAACUUGAAGGUAGACAAGGCGAUUGUCUGUCCUCAGUCUCGAUACUUUGAUGCCCCCUUCAACGGGAAAUUUCAGGAAAGCUACCAGAAAUUUAUUGAUAUCGCUG